AGCGACUUUUUUCUAACUGGUAUGAUAUUUCGGUCAGGUUCGAUGACCCCUAAACGUAGGUGUAAUCAAUAUUAUUAAUCAUUUCGGUAUUUCCGUGACUCACGGUGGAAGCUCCGGUUGUCAUCAGUACAUACCUAACCUAGCAUAUAUGUGAGUUGCAAGUUGUAAGUUGUGUAUUAGUCGUCAUCUAUCGCGACGUCUUUCUACAUAUAUUUUUUAUUUCUAGAAAGAAAAGAAAAAGAAAAAGAAAAUAGAAAUCAAAUCAAAUCAAAUCAAAAUGAAGCCUGCCAACUCAGCCAAGACAGCUUUAAUUAUCAUCGACGUUCAAAAUGGACUCCGACACCCAACAUAUUGGGGCGCUACCCGCAGUACACCUAAAUUCGAGGAGAAUGUCGCGCUUCUACUGAAUGCGGCACGGAAAUACAAUAAGAAGCUAGGUGAAGACGCGGUAGACAUUUGUCACGUCCACCAUCAUAGCAUCUAUCCGAACUCGAUGCUCUAUCCUGGUACUCAGGUUGAGAUAGAUGGCAAACUAGUUGAGGCGGUACAGCCGCAGUCGUUUGUACAGCCAGAACCGCAGGAAUCCGUCUUUAUCAAAGAUGUCAACUCAUCCUUUAUUGGCACCAAACUAGAAGCCCACCUCAAAGACCAACGAGUUAGACAACUCGUCAUAACAGGUCUUACGACGGAUCACUGUGUUAGCACAACUACACGGAUGGCCAACAAUCUAAGGGUCGUAUCCGUGACAAGCCCAACUGGCGAGCUCGAUGAAGGCGAUAUCGUUCUCGUCGGCGAUGCAUGUGCCACGUUUGCAAAGGGUGGAAUCGAUGCGGAAACGAUGCAUAAAGUAAGCCUUGCUUCUUUGAACGACGAGUUUGCUCAAGUUGUAAACACGCAAGACGUCCUGCGCAACGUAUUUGGAAACUAAAUUGCUAUCUACAAUUUGCUUCCUCACCUACUAGCCACUCAGGGGGGAGUGUCUAGAUAUGUGCGCUCUCAAAAACAAGUCCAAUCAAUAACCAAUCCAGCAUGUAACCCGUUAGUCCCGCGCAGUCUAAUAUUUCACCAGGUUGUGGUAUGUUAGGU
Molecule: messenger RNA, 1086 nt
Organism: Daldinia decipiens
Lineage: Eukaryota; Fungi; Ascomycota; Sordariomycetes; Xylariales; Hypoxylaceae
Product: Isochorismatase hydrolase
Exons: 1
Coding region: 278-928 (216 amino acids)
Source: RefSeq, a predicted model, not a curated record